Molecule: messenger RNA, 12098 nt
Organism: Nerophis ophidion (straightnose pipefish)
Lineage: Eukaryota; Metazoa; Chordata; Actinopteri; Syngnathiformes; Syngnathidae
Product: zinc finger protein 771-like
Exons: 3
Coding region: 321-1718 (465 amino acids)
Source: RefSeq, a predicted model, not a curated record
UGAUCACGCCGUGACGAAGCGGGACGAGGAAAAGCAAGAUGGCGUCUGAUCGAUAAUACGCUUUUGUGUUUAGUUUUGUGUGUUCUUAAUCAGGGCGUACAUGCACAAAUAAUUGUUGUUUGACAGCGUGAACAUCGUAAAUAAUUGUUUGUAUUGGGACACACUUGUCUGGGGCCUUGGCGCACUUUGCUGCUUCUCUUGCUAGCGUAGUUUAGCUUGUUAGCUUAGCUUGUUAGCUGCUAACAAAGAGACGCAAAAGUGAUCAACACGUCGCUAAGCAGAGAACAAGUUUAAGUGUAAAGUGUUGGGAUUGUGUGAAAAUGUGCGAAAGAACGACAGCAGAGUACGAGGAGGAACUUUCACCAACAAAAGAGGAGAAGGAGCGACAACAUCAACUACUGGACGCUGUUUUCAAGAAAGUUGUGUCACACAGAACAGACUUGCAGCAGCCUCUUCAUAUUAAAGAGGACGACCCACUCCCCCCUCAUGUGAAAGAGAAAGAGGAGGACCCACAGCCCCCCCGCAUUAAAGAGGAAGAGGAGGAGCUCUGGAUCACUCAGGAGGAAGAGUGUCUUCUCGGGCAGGAGGAGGCUGAUCUCACCAAGUUUCCACUGACUGUUGUCUCGGUGAAGACGGAAGACCAUGAAGAGAAACCACCUGAGUGCUCACAGCUUCAUCACAGUCAAACGGUCGUGAGAAAUAUUACUCUGGGCAGCGGGACUGGACCUCCAGGACGGGGCAGGAGGAUUCACAGCCCCCCCACAGUGACAAAGGAACAUGGGGAGCCACAGGAGGAUAAAGAGGAGUUCCCAUUAACUGUUCUCAUUGUAAAGAAUGAAGAUAAGGAAAGUGAAAGUGAGGAGAAGAGAGAGGCGGAGCCUCCGAGCAGAAGCUCAACUCAACACAUGACAACAGAAGCCGAUGAGGACCACUGUGGAGGAUCACCAGCAGACAAGCUCUUAGCUCCUCUGUCAGAUAGCGACGAGACGACGUCUCACUCUCCUGACACUGAUGAUGAAGACUUAAACGCUGACAAGGCACGCAUGAAAUGUUAUUACUGCGACAAAACCUUUAGUCACCGUCGUAAUCUGAAAAAACACACCAGAAUACACACCGGAUACAAACCCUAUUCCUGUUCAAUCUGCGGCAAAGACUUCACUCAAAGGCAACAUUUGAAAACGCACAAGAGAACGCACACCGGAGAGAAACCAUUCAUGUGCUCGGUUUGCUGCAAAAGAUUCUCUCUGAAAGAAAAUCUGAAAACACACACGAGGAUACACACCGGCGAAAAACGCUUUUCGUGUCCGUUCUGCGGCAAAGCUUUUAUACAAAACAGCGAUUUGAAAAUACACACGAGGAUACACACCGGCGAAAAACCCUAUUCUUGUCCGAGCUGCGACAAAGGCUUUGCCGACCGAUCGACACUGGUGAGGCACAUGAGAACACACACUGAGAAAGCGUUGAGUUGCAGCGUGUGCAGUAAACGAUUCUCUCGGAGGGAAAACUUGACCGUGCACGCCAGAAGACACACCGGUGAAAAACCAUAUCCCUGCCCAAGCUGCGACAAAAGCUUCGCCGGGCGAUCGACGCUUAAUAAACACACCAGGACGCACACGGGAGAGAAAGUGUUGAGUUGCAGCGUGUGUGAUGAACGAUUCUCUUAUAAGUACCAGUGUCAGAAACACAAGUGUGCUGGUCAGACAAACAGCAGCAAAUGAAGCUGAAAAUCAGCACAUACAAACCCCGUUUCCAUAUGCGUUGGGAAAUUGUGUUAGAUGUAAAUAUAAACAGAAUACAAUGAUUUGCAAAUCCUUUUCAACCCAUAUUCAGUUGAAUAUGCUACAAAGACAACAUAUUUGAUGUUCAAACUCAAACUUUAUUUUUUUUUUUGCAAAUAAUAAUUAACUUUGAAUUUCAUGGCUGAAACACGUGCCAAAGUAGUUGGGAAAGGGCAUGUUCACCACUGUGUUACAUCACCUUUUCUUUUAACAACACUCAAUAAACGUUUGGGAACUGAGGAAACUAAUUGUUGAAGCUUUGAAUUCUUUCCCUUUCUUGUUUUAUGUAGAGCUUCAGUCCUUCAACAGUCCGGGGUCUCCGCUGUCGUAUUUUACGCUUCAUAAUGCGCCACACAUUUUCCAUGGGAGACAGUUCUGGACUGCAGGUGGGCCAGGAAAGUACCCGCACUCUUUUUUUUCCGAAGCCACGCUGUUGUAACACGUGCUGAAUGUGGCUUGGCAUUGUCUUGCUAAAAUAAGCAGGGGCGUCCAUGAAAAAGAUGGCAGCAUAUGUUGUUCCAAAACCUGUAUGUACUUUUCAGCAUUAAUGGUGCCUUCACAGAUGUGUAAGUUACCCAUGCCUUGGGCACUAAUGCACCCCCAUACCAUCACACAUGCUGGCUUUUACACUUUGCGUGGAUAACAGUCUGGAUGGUUCGCUUCCCCUUUGGUCCGGAUGACACGAUGUCGAAUAUUUCCAAAAACAAUUUGAAAUGUGGAUUCGUCAGAUCACAGAACACUUUUCCACUUUGCAUCAGUCCAUCUUAGAUGAUCUCGGGCCCAGAGAAGCUGGCAGCGUUUCCGGAUGUUGUUGAUAAAUGGCUUUUUCUUUGCAUAGUAGAGCUUUAACUUGCACUUACAGAUGUAGUGACCAACUGUAUUUUGUGACAGUGGUUUUAUGAAGUAUUCCUGAGCCCAUGUGGUGAUAUCCUUUAGAGAUUGACGUGGGUUUUUGACACAGAUGGAAGGUCACGGUCAUUCAAUGUUGGUUUCCGGCCAUGCCGCUUACGUGGAGUGAUUUCUCCAGAUUCUCUGAACCUUUUGAUGAUAUUAUGGAGCGUAGAUGUUGAAAUCCCUAAAUUUCUUGCAAUGUCACUUUGAGAAAGGUUGUUCUUAAACUGUUUGACUAUUUGCUCACGCAGUUGUGGACAAAGGGGUGUACCUCGCCCCAUCCUUUCUUGUGAAAGACUGAGCAUUUUUUUGGGGAAGCUGUUUUUAUAGCCAAUCAUGGCACCCACCUGUUCCCAAUUAGCCUGCACACCUGUGGGAUGUUCCAAAUCAGUGUUUGAUGAGCAUUCCUCAUAUUUAUCAGUGUUUAUUGCCACCUUUUCCCAACUUCUUGCUGGCAUCAAACUCUAAAGUUAAUGAUUAUUUGCACAAAAAAAAAUGUUUAUGAGUUUGAACAUCAAAUAUGUUGUCUUUGUAGCAUAUUCAACUGAAUAUGGCUUGAAAAGGAUUUGCAAAUCAUUGUAUUCUGUUUAUAUUUACAUCUAACACAAUUUCUUCACCCACAUGGAAACAGGGUUUGUAAAAAUAAAGACAUUGUUAUCUUUGUUUAGAAAUAGAACAAGCCCAUUCUGAAAUUGUACAAAUCAUAAUGUUUUUUAUUUACACUUACAUCUUGCGGUUAAUAGUAUUUUAUCUUUAUUUGUUGAUAUUUGGUGAUUUAACCCCCAAUUCCAAGCCUUGAUGCUGAGUGCCAAGCAGGGAGGUAAUGGCUCCCAUUUUUAUGGUCUUUGGUAUGACUCGGCCGGGGUUUGAACUCACAACCUACCCAUCUCAGGACAGACACUCUAACCACUUUCUGAAUAAAUGAUCAUCAGUGUUAAUUUUCAAUCUAUCAAGAAAAAAUAUAUAUCAAAAUCAAAUUACAGGAUGUUGUUUAUGUAGUUAGCUCAUUUCCCCCCACUGAUAUACUAACAUGUGGUUUAUUUUGUACAUAUGUAGCAUCAUCUACAAAUAUACAAAUAUUUGCUAUUGCGACAUCUAGUGGACACAUUUAGAACAGCAGUUUCUGUCAUUCAAAAAUCUCAGGUUAAAUGUUUAUACUUUGCAAAGUCUUCCCUUGGGUCGCAAGUUUGAAACCCCUGGCAUAGAUGAACUCCUUUAUAAAAUAUAAAUAUAUCAUGUUUUACAUUUCUUCAUACCUUUGGCUUGGAGUACAAAUACAUCCCUUUAAGUUCACAUCUUUCGGACCACUUCUGGAAGCAUAUCAUUAUUUACUCUAAACCAGAGGUCGGCAACCUUUAGCACUCAAAGCCAUUUUGACCUGUUUCACAAAAUAAAAAAACCAAUGGGAGCCACAUAACUCUUUUGAAAUUUAAAAUGAAAUAACACAACGUACAAAGUUGUUUUUUUUGCUUUGUGCUAUCUAUAAACCAGGGGUCUCAGACACGCGGCCCGCACCUUAAUAUAAACAUGUAAUAUUAGUGCGGCCUGCGAGUUUUAUUUGAAUUCCACUUGACAACAUCACAUUUGCCAACCAUCUCAAGUUUUCCAGGAGACUACCGAGUCUCAGAGCAACCUUUCUCUCGACUGUCUGCUGGUUUUCACCCAAACAACAAUAAUAAGGCCGUGCUAUGACGACAAUGCGUUUAGCGCCCUCUACAACCGUAACAAACAGCUUACCAGCCCGUUCACAUGUUGUAUGAGACUUCUGCAGACACACAUAAGCGACUGCAAAGCAUACUUGGUCAACAGCCAUACAGGUUACACUGAGGGUUGUGAUAUAAACAACUUUAGCACUCUUGCUAAUAUGCGCCACACUGUGAAACCACCAAACAAAAAACCCCGCCCACCUCAACCGAUGCGCGGAGUGGGGGGGAAGGGGGUGUAUAAUGUAGCCCGGAAGAGUUAGGGAUGCAUGGGAUUCUGGGUAUUUGUUCUGUUGUAUUUAUGUAGUGUUACAGUGCGGAUGUUCUCCCGAAAUAUGUUUGUCAUUCUUGUGUGGUGUGGGUUCACAGUGUGGCGCAUAUUUGUAGUGAAGUGAAUUAUAUUUAUAUAGCGCUUUUCUCUAGUGACUCAAAGCGCUUUACAUAGUGAAACCCAAUAUCUAAGUUACAUUCAAACCAGUGUGGGUGGCACUGGGAGCAGGUGGGUAAAGUGCCUUGCCCAAGGACACAACGGCAGUGACUAGGAUGGCGGAAGCGGGAAUCGAACCUGCAACCCUCAAGUUGCUGGCACGGCCAGUCUACCAACCGAGCUAUACCGCAAGUAAGAGUGUUAAAGUUGUUUAUAUCACAACCCUCAGUGUAACCUGUAUGGCUGUUGAACAAGUAUGCCUUGCAGUCGUUUGAGCGUUGAUGGCGGGCCGGCACUCAGAUAGCAUAGUAUUAAAGCGGACUCGACGACAUGGUCGAGAGGACGUUUAAGACAUUGCCAUCACGGCACGCCUUCUAUAGUGAAGAUCUGAGAAUGUCAGCAUGGGAAAAUUUCUGGGCGAGGCAUUGAAAUCCGGAAAAGCUCCCGUAAAAAUGGGGCGGUCGGUAAGUAUGCUGCUGGGCCACAUCCGAGUGAUCCAAGAGUCGCAUGCGGCUCCGGAGCCACGGGUUGCCGACCCCCUGAUCUACAUCAUUUAAAGGGGAACAUUAUCACAAUUUCAAAAGGGUUAAAAACAAUAAAACUCAGUUCCCAGUGGCUUGUUGUAUUUUUUGAAGUUUUUUUCAAAAUUUUACCGGUCUCCGAAUAUCCCCUAAAAAAAGCUUUAAAGUGCUUGAUUUUCGGCUCUCUGCAAAGACACUGGCCAUUUCCCUGUGACGUCACACAGUGCUGCCAAUGUAAACAAACAAUGGGAAUACCACAGCAAGAUAUAGCGACAUUAGCUCGGAUUCAAACUUGGAUUUCAGCAAUUUAAGCGAUUCAACAGAUUACGCAUGUAUUGAAACAGAUGGUUGGAGUAUGAAAGUAUUGAAGAAGAAACUGAAGCUAUUGAGCGAAUAGCUAUUGACGCUAUUCAUAGCCAUAGCAUGGCCGAAUAGCUGCGUUAGCAUCGCCGGUAAAAUGUGCGGACCAAACGAUCAGGACUUUCGCAUCUUGUGACACGGGAGCAACUUAAAUCCGUCGAUUGGUAAGUGUUUUUUUUCCACAUCUGCAGGUUAUCCAUACAUCUCUGUGCCAUGUCUGCUUUAGCACCGCCGGUAAAUAGCAUGUUAGCAUCGAUUAGCUGGCAGUCAACAUCAACAAAACUCACCUUUGUGAUUUCUGUGACUUUAUCGUUGCAAAUGCAUUUGCAGGUUAUCCAUACAUCUCUGUGCCAUGUCUGUCUUAGCACCGCCGAUAAAUAGCAUGUUUGCGUCGAUUAGCGUAGCAUGUUAGCAUCGAUUAGCUGGCAGUCACGCCGCGACCAAAUAUGUCUGAUUAACACAUAAGUCAACAUCAACAAAACUCACCUUUGUGAUUUCGUUGACUUUAUCAUUGGAAAUGCAUCUACAGGUUAUCCAUACAUCUCUGUGCCAUGUCUGCUUUAGCACCGCCGGUAAAUAGCAUGUUAGCGUCGAUUAGCGUAGCAUGUUAGCAUCGAUUAUCUGGCAGUCAACAUCAACAAAACUCACCUUUGUGAUUUCUGUGACUUUAUCGUCGCAAAUGCAUCUGCAGGUUAUCCAUACAUCUCUGUGCCAUGUCUGCUUUGGCACCGCCGGUAAAUAGCAUGUUAGCGUCGAUUAGCUGGCAGUCACGCCGCGACCAAAUAUGUCUGAUUAGCACAUAAGUCAACAUCAACAAAACUCACCUUUGUGAUUUCGUUGACUUUAUCAUUGCAAAUGCAUCUGCAGGUUAUCCAUACAUCUCUGUGCCAUGUCUGCUUUAGCAUUGCCGGUAAAUAGCAUGUUAGCGUAGCAUGUUAGCAUCGAUUAGCUGGCAGUCACGCCGCGACCAAAUAUGUCUGAUUAGCACAUAAGUCAACAACAUCAACAAAACUCACCUUUGUGAUUUCGUUGACUUUAUCGUUGCAAAUGCAUCUGCAGGUUAUCCAUACAUCUCUGUGCCAUGUCUGCUUUAGCACCACCGGUAAAUAGCAUGUUAGCAUCAAUUAGCUGGCAGUCAACAUCAACAAAACUCACCUUUGUGAUUUCGUUGACUUUAUCGUUGCAAAUGCAUCUGCAGGUUAUCCAUACAUCUCUGUGCCAUGUCUGCUUUAGCACCGCCGGUCAAUAGCAUGUUAGCGUCGAUUAGCGUAGCAUGUUAGCAUCGAUUAGCUGGCAGUCACGCCGCGACCAAAUAUGUCUGAUUAGCACAUAAGUCAACAUCAACAAAACUCACCUUUGUGAUUUAGUUGACUAGUUGCAAAUGCUUAGCAUCGCCGGUCAAAUGUGGAGACACUCUGGCACAUUCAAUGGGGGUCUGGCGGCAGACACUUUGGCAUCUUGGGGCCAGUGGUGCAACUUGAAUCCCUCCCUGUUAGUGUUGUUACACCCUCCGACAACACACCGACGAGGCAUGAUGUCUCCAAGGUUCCAAAAAAUAGUCAAAAAAACGGAAAAUAACAGAGCUGAGACCCGGUGUUUGUAAUGUGAAAAUGAAAAUGGCGGGUGUGUUACCUCGGCGACGUCACAUUAUGACGUCAUCGCUAAAAGACGAUAAACAGAAAGGCGUUUAAUUUGCCAAAAUUCACCCAUUUAAAAAAAUAGAUGGUCUUUUUUCUGCACCAUCAAGGUAUAUAUUGACGCUUGCAUAGGUCUGCUGAUAAUGUUCCCCUUUAAGUUGUUUUAAACAAGAUAAUUUGCUUUUUAAAAUGUGUUAUAUUCUAUUAUUUGUCCCUAUGGUAACAUGAUUAUUGCUUAUGUGAGUGUUGUGUAUGUAUGACAUAUCUAUGCAGUCAGCAAUGUAUGCUUCAACUAAAUUUGCUUUAAUAAAUCUGCUGAAUAUUUGGUAAAUAUGUAUUUGGUUCCAGUGUUCAUUUUGACAGCAGGUUUUUGGUCCGUAGUCUUCUGAUGGAAAUGUAUUUUAGUUAUCUAAAUUUAGUGUGAGUCUAAUUUCACAUUUUACUCUGUCGAACAAAAUAUAAAUAUUACAAUAAAGCACAUAUUCACAGUUUUUCUUCAUUUUUUAAAGCACCUUCAUUUUUGCUACCUGCAAACACAAAAGUCGCAUGAACUCAUGGUCAGGAAUGAUGUAAAUAUACAUUGUUUUUUGCUCCAUGUGUCCAUGUCGAUAAAUAUCUUUCAGGCUUGUUUUUUCAUUUUUGUAUACAAAACCCAAAACCAGUGAAGUUGUCAUGUUGUGUAAAUGUUAAAUAAAAAUGGAAUAUAAUGAUUUGCAAAUCCUUUUUCAACGUAUAUUCGAUUGAAUAGACUGCAAAGACAAGAUAUUUCAUGUUCCAACUGGAAAACUUUAUUAUUUUUGCAAAUAUUAGCUCAUUUGGGAUUUGAUGCCUGCAACGUUUCAAAAAAGCUGGCACAAGUGGCCAAAAAGACUGAGAGAAGUUUAGGCAUGCUCGUCAAAGACUUAUUGGGAACAGGCGGGUGCCAUGAUUGGGUAUAAAAGCAGCUUCAAUGAAAAGCUCCCUCAUUCACAAACGAGGACGGGGCGAGGGUCAUCACUUUGUCAACAAAUGCCUGAGCAAAUUCUUUAAGAACAACAUUUCUCAACCAGCUAUUGCAAGGAAAUUAGGGAUUUCACCAUCUACGCUCCGUAAUAUCUUUAAAAGGUUCAGAAAAUGUGGAGAAAUCACUGCACGUAAGCCAUGACAUUACAUACCUUCGAUCCCUCAGGCGGUACUGCAUCAAAAAGCAACAUCGGUGUGUAAAGGACAUCACCACAUGGGCUCAGGAACACUUUAGAAAACCACUGUCAGUAACUACAGUUUGUCGCUAUAUAUGUAAGUGCAAGUUAAAACUCUACUUUGCAAAGCGAAAGCCAUAGGAGGUAGCGGGGAGGUUUAUAUUGUAGGGUCCCGGAAGAGUUAGUGCUGCAAGGGGUUCCUGGUAUUUGUUCUGUUGUGUUACAGCGCGGAUGUUCUCCUGAAAUGUGUUUGUCAUUCUCGUUUGGUGUGGGUCCACAGUGUGGCGCAUAUUAAAGUUAUUCAAACGGGCACCCUCAGUGUGACCUGUAGGGCUGUUGACCAAGUAUGCCGUGCAUUUACUCAGACGUAGAUAUUAUGUGAGUGGGUCGGCACGCAAAGGCAGUUAUCGGCGCUCUGUACUUCUCUCUACGUCCGUGUCGUGUACCACUCCAUACAGCGGCGUUUUAAAAAGUCAUACAUUUUACUUUUUUGAAACCGAUACCGAUAAUUUCAGAUAUCACAUUUUCACAUAUCAACAGUAGGACAUUUAAAUAUUUAAUUUGACGUUUUGUUUUUGAUUUGUUUUGAUGUGGUCAUGGUUUGACAUCACUGUUAAAAAUACAUAUUGUUCUAUUUCAGUGAAUAUUUUAUUACACAAUUUUUGGUGACACUUUAGUAUGGUGAUCACAUAUUCACCAUUAAUUACUUGCUUAUAAACAUGUAAAUUAGUAACAUAUUGGCUCUUAAUUAGUCAUUAUUAAGUACUUAUUAAUGACUUAUUCUGCAUGGUCUUAUUAUACGAGCAGUAGGCUAUUAAUUAGGUCUUCCCUCAAUAACCUCAGAAUUAUUGAUUAUUAGUAACUCUAACCCUAAUAUGUUCCCCUAGUGUCCAAAUAACUCUAAAUUAAGUCUUUGUCACUUUAAUAAGCAACUAAUUAAUGCUGAAUAUGUUCCCCAUACUAAAGUGUUACCCAAUUUUUUAAGUAUUUUAUUAGUAGAUUUUUUUUUUAAACUAAAAUGUAAAAGUUGCAAUAAUUUGACCUCAAAAUGUAGUGUAUAUUGCGGUAAAUGGAAAAACCCUACUGCUGUUUUUAUGAUUUAAAAACAGCUAAGUUGCCAUAAUUUUACUGUAAAAAAAAUGCAAUUUUACACUAAAAUUCUGGCACCUGAGCUGCAAGUUUUUUUUGUUUUUUUUUACCGUAUAUAAACAACUACAGAUUUUUUUGGGUGUAUUACUGUAGAUGCCAAAAUGGCACCACAGUUUAUUACAGUAAACAUUUUUUUUUUUUUUUUUCAAUUUAUGGAAAAAUGCUCUAAAAAUCUCAGUAAAUUUCACAAUUUGACUAUGGAAAUCUAUUGCUACUUUUCCAUUGUACACUUUGAUGGAUAACUUGCUUUGAAAUCAUUAUUACUAGUAUUUAUUUCUAUUUUUUUUUAAAUGGUUUGAAUGUUGCCCUGCGAUGAGAUGGCGACUUGUCCAGGGUGUACCGCACCUUCCGCCCGAUUGUAGCCCCCCGCGACCCCAUGUCAUGUUUAUGUGAUCAUGUUUUGUUUUAGUCAUGUUGUAUUUGUUUUUUGGCCACUCAGUUCCUUGUUUUUGCACUUCCUGGUUUGUUUUGUCACCAUGACUACCCAUUAGUUUUCACCUGACCUCAUGUCUCACACCUGUUUUCACUAAUCACCACAAUAUUAUUUAAGCCUGUCUGUUUCUGUUCUUCGUCCUGGCAACAUCACCUCUUUUACACGGUCUAUCUACCUCUGCUACCCAUGAGAUUCCUGUUUAUUGUAGUUCAUGCUUCAUGCCAUGCCACAGUACGUGUUUUUGUUUCGUGUUCAUAGUUAAUUGCCUUUGUGCUAGUCUUUUGUUUUUCAUUAGUCAAGUUUGUUCUCCGCCAUUGUGCGCGCCUUUUGUUUGCUUUCUUUUUUUGUAGUUUGUUAAUGUUAAAAUAAAGUGUGUAUUUACAUUCACGUCUUGCCGUGCCAACUUUCCUUUGCCUUAGGAAAACAAUCCACGCCCAAGUCCUAGUCGUGACACCCCAAAGGGAAUAAGCGGUAGAAAAUGGAUGGAUGGGUUUGAAUGUUUGAUAGCAUAUUUUUGCAUAAUUACACAAUAUUUAAGUUAACUUCAUUUGGCGAUUACAUGGAGUACAUAUAUUUUUUUAAAGAAAGAAUACAUUUUGUAAGAAUGGUUACAGUACUUUAUUGACACAUAUCAUGUGCAGGGUUUCCAGGGCCAAAUAAAAUGUGUGGCUGGCCGGGCCUUGAGUUUGACUCCUGUGUUCAAGAAGAACCGCUCCAGAAAAAUCCAGACAAAAAUCCUUGCCGCCAUUAAUGAGAAGAAUAAAGGAGAUUAAUUUCACAUUUGUGGCUACGAAAAAACGCGGGUUUGUCUCUGUGCGAUACAGAAAAUGACUAUAUGGUGAUAUUGGAGUAUACCUUCUCACGCAGUUGCUUUUAGCUGCGGGCAUUACACUACAGGCUCUUCUCGCUCAUUCUUGUCUCUCCUUCUCACAGAGACUUAAAACAAGUUCACCUUCUUACAUACUUUAACGUGUGCAACGUCGCACGCUCCCGCAAAGCAGACAGGUAGCGGCAUGGUAACGUUAGCUGAGAUGCUAACGGUGGUAAUACGAGAGAAAGAAGGUGGUAACAAAAGGAGGAAGAAUUCAUUCCCAAGAAAAACAGCAGGGGGUCCAUCGUCCGGCGGCGGUUUGGCUCCAAGUGGGAAUAUGUUCAACAUUUAUGCGGCAAAAGCGUUGCUACAAAAAGUAGCAGCACUGCUAAUACGUAGCGUCAUUUGAAAAGUCACCCGCUAGAUCAGGGGUCGGGAACCUUUUUGGCUGAGAGAGCCAUGAAAGUCAAAUAUUUCAAAAAUGUAUUUCCGUGAGAGCCAUAUCAUAUUUUUUAACACUGAAUACAACUAAUUUUUAAGUAAGACCAACAUUUUUAGAGUAUAAUAAGUCUCUUAUUCUUUUUAAUAACAUUGUUAUUUUGAAGCUAACCAAUAAUAAAUCAAACGUCAUGUCUGUUGAUCAUGUUUUUGUUUGGCUAUGUGCUGUUUGUCCUUUGGACUCUUUAAGUUCCUGUUUUUUUCCCACUCCCUUGUCUGGUUUCCUUGGUGACUCAUUAUGUCCACCUGUCUCUGGUGGACAAAAUGCCCGCUCACCUGCUUCCCGAGCACUAAUCAGAGGCAGUAUUUAAGCUCGUCUUUGCCAGUCAGUCGCCCUGGCGUCAAUGUGAUCUUUUCUUACUCUGUCCUGACUUGUUUCAUGCCUUGCCAUAGUUUUGUGCUUCAUGCCAUGCCAAGUAAGUUUUGUUUGAUUUAUGUUCAUAGUCUGUUUUUGCGUUAGCUUUGUUCCUUAGCUCAAGUUGUGCCUCCACUGUGAGCGAUUUUUGUUUGUAUCUUUUUUUUUGGUUUAAAUUAAAUCAUGUUUUUACCUAAAUGCCAUGUCCCGAGUAGUCCGUCAACCUUCCUGGGGGAACGACGCCCCCAUUGUGACAUAAAAUACUUCCUACCAUUAACGCGACUUCUUGAACAGGUGUGGUAGAAAAACGGACGGAUGGGUUUAAAUGCAUGAGAAUGUUUUAUAUUUUGCACGUUA